CAACAUCAACAACAACAAAGAUGCCGAGGUCAACAUCAACAACAACAAAGAUGCCGAGGUCAACAUCAACAAAAAUGCCGAGGUCAACAUCAACAGAAAUGCGGAGGUCAACAUCAACAGAAAUGUCGAGGUCAACAUCAACAACAGGAAUGCCAAGGUCAACAUCAACAACAACAAAAACAACUGAAAGGACGUCAACCGCAGUAGCUGAAACUACCACGAAGAUGACAGCCAUUUUAGAGGAACAGACGACAACAAUCAAAACAACAACUACAACUAAAAAAAUGAUUACACGUCAGAAGACGACCGUUGUACCGUCAACCACUCCAACCACUACCGCAAAAGUGACCACCAAAUCGUCCAGCAGUACUGGCGGAUCGAAAGCACGCCGGCCAGGCUCGCGGAUACCGAAGGUGUUUGACGACGCGUCAGGUAACCAGGACAACGGCAAUCCCGAGGAGAACGCGAUCAACGUGUUCGGUAGCACAGGGUCAGCGUCGGUAACGCCGGCCACAACGACACUGAGCGGUACAACGACGAGCUGGCUGUUCGGCCUGAUGAACACGACAAGCGAAUUUAGUUCGUCUGGAAGUGGGUCAUAUCUUGAGCGCGAGGACCCUCCAAUAGGGAAUUCUGUCAACAACAGGAAAAAUCAUCUUAAACCGCGCCGACGGCUAGGUUCCCUCAGCCCAGUCAAAAUCGACGUGUCGAGCCCUGAGGAAUUAGCAGGAGUAGCUGUUAAUGCUAAGGUCCUGCACUUGUUCCUUGGUGGGCCAAAUUCGACUUCACUACAUGACUCCGUGGUAACGGUAGCUAAAGCUGUUAAUCAGUACAACAACUAUUAUCGAAAACGUAAAAGGUAAUGGGUAAUUAAAUUGGCUUUUAAUAAUAAAAUUAUUAACGAACAAUACAUACGUAUAUCGAAGAGCUUAUGACGAGAUUUAUCAAGCAAAAAAAAGUCGCAGGAAUAGCGCUAGCCUUGUACGUACACGCGUAGUAUUACAUAUAUUACGGAAAAGCCGCAUGACGAUCACGCGGUGGCAUCGGCGGCUAGGCCUCUGGUUGAAAGUGAGCAAGUUUGGGCGUAAUUAUGUUUCCUCUUAUUUCUUGGAACGGGUGCGGUAUAGAGGUACCUUAUCACGCCGUGCACCAAGAGACGAUAUGGCAGGACCAUAUAUGGCGCACAUUGUUACAUUCUCUCUAAAACAGUUGAAGUUGAACAACCCUCGCCAACCGUUGUAAUGCGCAGUGAUGAAAUAAGCAAAGUUUACUGUUCGAUGGAAGUUAUAAUAUGUAGCGGAUGAAUGAAAUUAAUAGCAAAAAUGGUUAUUUGUCUGACAUGUGAAACUUUUGUGACUUGACGUUAUGUUCUAGAUGCAGCUUGCAUUUUGUUGUUGUUAAUGUGUGCAUCUGUAGAUCGGUUCUGCAUGUUAUAUGAAGUAUACACGUGUUAAUAAAAAAACAUGCUAUUAUGGUUUGCAAUCCGGUUUACUUAUU
Messenger RNA from Varroa destructor (honeybee mite), 1497 nucleotides. RefSeq lists its product as uncharacterized. Lineage: Eukaryota; Metazoa; Arthropoda; Arachnida; Mesostigmata; Varroidae. The record is from RefSeq and is a predicted model, not a curated record.